UCGCUGCUCUUUCUUCUUCUCGAUUCAAAACUCCAAGCCCCUUCUCCCCUCCCCACCCCACCCCCCAAAACCCUACCACAUCCUCCUCCACCGGCGCCAGCCAUGGCGUCGCGUCGCUCCCGUGACGCCCGCGACCCGGUGCUGGACAUGGUCUUCCAGGCGGCCUCCGGCGACAACCUCCCCCUCUUCAAGGCGCUGGUCACGGUGCUGGACAUGGGCAGGGGCCGCCCCAAGGAGGCGAUUGAGGCGUUGAGGGUGCAAGAGGCUGGGAAGCUCCAAGGUUUCAGCGCGCUGCACGUCGCCGCCACUAGAGGGAGCCUGCGGGUGUGCAGGUACCUCGUCGAGGAGCUGCUGAUAGAUGUGGAUCUGGUCGACAAGGAAGGUAGAACACCUCUGUUGUUUGCAACAUACCACAAUGGGGGUACUGCCGAGUAUCUUCUUGAUCAUGGUGCUGAUCAAGACAAAGCCAAUAAUGAUGGGAUUUCCCUGUUACAUUAUGCCGCUGAAUCAGGCAAUUGUGAAAUGCUAGAGCUUUUGCUUGCAAAAGGAGCUUAUGUUGACCCGGUAGCUCCUCAUGGAACACCACUUCAUGGUGCUGCUGGUGAAGGGCAAUAUGGUGCUGUGAAGAUUUUAUUGGACCACAAUGCAGAUUACAACAAGAUGGUAAAUGGUGUGACACCUCUUAUGGCUGCUAGAGAUGCCAACUCAACAGAAUGUAUCAAGCUCCUAGUUAAGGUUCAGGAGGAGCCCAUGCUUAAACGGGAAAUCAUGGCAUCAGAGCUUAUAUCACUAGGGAGUAUCUCUUUAAAGAAGAAAGAUUAUGCUGUUGCAGCAAAAUUGUACAGUCGGGCAAUGCAGCUUGAUCCUGAUGAUGCAGUCUUGUUCUCAGACAGGAGCUUUUGUUGGCUUCACAUGGGCGAUGGAAGAAAGGCUUUGCUAGAUGCUAAUAAAUGCAGAAAAAUGCGGCCUCACUGGCCAAAAGCUUGUCGCCAGCAGGGUGAAGCUCUGAUGCUACUGAAGGACUAUGAGGGCGCAAGUGAAUGGUUCUUGGAUGGUCUCAAAUUGGACCCAGUGGACACUGACAUCGAGGAUGCAGUACGGGAAGCUAUGAAGUCCUUGAAGGAAGGGGAGCCUUGGCGCAGUGGUAAAGCUGCUGCCUUGUGACCAUGAGGUCAUGGGUUCAAGUCCUGGAAACAGCCUCUUACAAAAAUGUAGGGAAAGGCUGCGUACUAUAGACCCAAAGUGGUCAGACCCUUCCCUGGACCCUGCGCAAGCGGGAGCUACAUGCACCAGGUUUGCCCUUUUUAUGAAGUCCUUGAAGACGUCUCGGAGCACGAAAGCCAGGUGACUGUUUGGGUGUCGCAGGGAAAUCAGUUGAAGACUUGAAAACGGCUCAGGAGUUUCUUCAUUGCGCAAAGACUGGUUUCCUUUAUUAGAAAGUAAAGCGAAGUGUCUGAUGGGAGUAUUACCGUUGCAAGUUUGUAUGAGCUUGGCUGUUGAUCAAUGCAGUAAUGUUGGUGGAAGCUCGUCAGUUGCCAUCUAUCUAUCCUAUGUCAGGUUUGCGGGUCUUGUAUGAAGCUCACUCGCCCGCCGCACGCCGUGUGCCGCGUCCACCAAAAGAUCGCAGCCUUUGCAUUUGUCUUGUUAGUACAAUGUAUGUAGUGACGACGGAGGAGAGGGAUAUGUUUUGUUGGUUUUCUUCGUCCUGUGGCUGCACAAGAAGAGGAGAGCAUAGUAUAUAUAUAUACAAAACCUUUUAUGGUAUCAGUAAACUGUUAGCCGAGUUUAAUAGUUUCUGCAUAUAUUUGGAUGUUCAUUCAGGCAGCCCAUUCAGACUAGCAAACUGCUUUGGUAUUAGGGAGCUCAUCUGUAGCUUUAAUUUA
This is a messenger RNA of Triticum aestivum (bread wheat), 1883 nucleotides long. Its product is annotated as sex-determining protein fem-1. Gene Ontology annotation, molecular function: protein binding. The transcript is spliced from 10 exons. The record is from RefSeq and is a predicted model, not a curated record. The coding region runs from base 103 to 1164 and encodes 353 amino acids. NCBI's taxonomy places the organism in Eukaryota, Viridiplantae, Streptophyta, Magnoliopsida, Poales, Poaceae.